Botrytis deweyae is the source of this 2077-nucleotide messenger RNA. RefSeq lists its product as uncharacterized. The coding region runs from base 1 to 1725 and encodes 574 amino acids. The transcript has 4 exons. Lineage: Eukaryota; Fungi; Ascomycota; Leotiomycetes; Helotiales; Sclerotiniaceae. The record is from RefSeq and is a predicted model, not a curated record.
AUGCGCAGGGGAAAGAAGAUGGCUGGAAACGCCAAUCUAGAGCCUCUGGGUUCUCGCACCAAAGUUCCAACUUAUGAUUCAAGUCCACUCAAGCAGGAAAAGAACGAUGAGGACCCUCCUCACUUUCGUGCCGAAGGCUCGUCUUACAUAUUUGGACCAAUCAAGCAAGAAGGAGACAAUGAGUAUCGUUUCCGUUCCCGCUCCCCAUUGGAAACUCGUCGGUCCCCCCGUCGAAUUCGCUCUCGGUCCCGCUCCAGAAGCCCUGACGACCACCAUCGUUCCAUUCCUAGAACCCUCCGGUAUUCCAAUCACUAUCGAUCGCGUUCCAGAAGCCCCAAAAGCUCCUAUAUCAACCAAAGCCCGCACAAGUCCCGUCAGUCCCGCCGCUCUAUUUCCUCUAUUUCGGCUCAAAAGGUAUCAAGCUCCAGUUCCUAUAGAUCUCGAUCUCCACGUCAUAGAGACCAAGACACUACAAAGGGCUCCUACGAUGGAAAAUCUCCUCGUGGAGGCUCUCCUACUGAUGAAGGCGCCUCAAGAGGGUUCUAUUACAGACCGUCUCCUUACACAGAUACUCCUAUGGAUCGGGGCGUUCAAAAUAGUUCCUACUAUAGACCAUCGUAUUCCAUUCGAAACGCGAGUAUGUUUUCUGAGUCCAAAAGCCGAGCUUUUUCUCUUGCAUCAAGUUAUAGUCUUAGAGAAUCAUUAGAUGACGAAGAGACACUGACUACAGUGUCGUGUACGAAACCUUCCAGUCGCAAGCGCGGAGAAUUCAUGGUCCCUGCCUACAACUACCCUGAGCCAUCAAGUCCAAUUGAAGAAUCAUGGGCGGAAAUUGCUAGUCGUAAGCAUAAAGAAUCAAUGGCAAACAGAGCAGCUAACAUGACCACUUCGAAACAUGCUUCACUCGCUACUUCCGUAGGAGAAUCCAAACCCCUUAAGAAAGCAGUAAAUUUGGAGAAAUGGGAAUCAGUGGUAAAAGGUACCCCCGUCAGCCCUGUCAGAGGUGAGAGAUCUUUGUUGUUUAAGAGGAAAAAGCAGAGCAAAGCGGAGGGCUUAGAUAUCCAGAACCAAAUAUCCUCCCUCCUGUACCCUCGCAAGAGAAAAGCUCUACAAAUCCCGCCGACUGAAUCUAAGAUGAAUGUUACGACCGAUGUGGAGAAAGGUGUUGGCGUUGCUGAAUUAUUUGAAUCAUCUGCCCAGAAUUCAAGCACUCCUCCAUUGCCUAUAGCAUUACAAGAAAUGCACUCACAAAGCGAGGCCCUUUUAUCUGCUUCAGACCAAGGCAUACACCCAGAGAGACAAGGCUUCGUCGAUAAUUCCCCAAUGCCUAUCCCAUCUAGCCAACGUUCAAGCAUCUCUUCCAAAAAGUCUACGUUCUCAACGGUACAGGAUGUUUAUCCACAAAGCGAGAUUAAUGUGUCGGCUCUCAAUCAAGGCAUGCAUCCAGAGAGACAAUUUCUUCUCCAAACCUCCUCUUCGCCAAAUGAAUCUCCCGAACACUUACAUCUACAGGCUGAAUCCCGUCUCACCAUUUCCUCUCCAGAGAUUAAAGUUGACACACAAACCCUGCAAUCGAAGAUCCAAGAACUUCGUCCUUCAUCCUCUCUUGACGAGAAACCCAGACCAAUUCCUAGCAUCAUGAAUGAGCUAUCAUUUACCGAUGACCUCUUCGAAUCAGACCAAUAUGCUGUCGAGCCAGUGGUUCCUACUCACUGGCAGGAUUAACUCGUCGACCAAGCAAUUCCGAUCAUACGUCUCUAUUGCGUUCCCCAUGUACUCAGCGAGUUGAUCGAAAUAUGGAUGUUAUAAUUUCUUCUCUUUUCGCACACAAGCGGGCUGUUAAACCAGGGAAAUUGGUGUAUUUCGCGAAUAUACAGGAGUCUGGGGUUCUGGUAUGGAUGUACCGACUUUAACGAAGCUACGAGAUACCCUGGGACGGUAAAUGCAUUCGGUCGGUAUAUUCAAAUUUGCGUUUGUGUUUUUCUCACGAAGUCGUCAUCCGACUUCAACUUGACCCCUUUCUAAUCGUUCCCAUUCUGUUUUUCUCUAAUUCAUGUUUUCACGUGGGAUCAUAAUC